Messenger RNA from Lacerta agilis (Sand lizard), 1789 nucleotides. Its product is annotated as melanin-concentrating hormone receptor 2-like. Gene Ontology annotation, molecular function: neuropeptide binding; G protein-coupled receptor activity. NCBI's taxonomy places the organism in Eukaryota, Metazoa, Chordata, Lepidosauria, Squamata, Lacertidae. Gene Ontology annotation, cellular component: neuron projection; membrane. Gene Ontology annotation, biological process: neuropeptide signaling pathway. The transcript has 3 exons. The record is from RefSeq and is a predicted model, not a curated record. The coding region runs from base 284 to 1504 and encodes 406 amino acids.
AUGUGGGUUGGAGCCCAGCUGCUGAGUUCAUCCUGGGUUUGAUCCAUAUGAUACUCUUCUGCCAAAAGAUGAACAACGGUCUUUCAAGGUUUAUCCCUGUGCACACCAGCAUCAAACCAUACAGCUUCUACUGAGGAAGGAGGCUGGCAUUUUUUUCAGUUUGGGCUUUGAGACACAGAGUUGGCAUUCAUCUCCGGCACAGAGGCCUUCUGCUCCUUUGAAUGGCCAUGGUGGAUUUUCCUUGGCUAACCAGGACAGCUCCAUCCCUUGCCCAGGGCCCAUCAUGGCACUUUUGCUGGACAGAGUCCGCGACUUCUCUCCUGGCCUCAACAUAUCACCUGGUCUUAAUCCAUGGAUACUAAACCACUCUCAAAGGGAUUGUGAGCUGGAACCAGGCUGUAGCGAGCACACGCUGGCUGUUGGCAGCAGCUUCCCAGGGCCAGCUGUCCGCUUUGUGCUGCCCACCAUUUAUGCCCUUAUCUGUGCUUCCGGUGUUCUGGCCAAUGGGCUGGUGAUUUCGGUUGUGCUGGGCUGCAAGCAGAAGGUAGUGUCCGACAUCUACAUUUUGAACCUGGCGGUAGCUGACUUACUCUUCUUGCUUGGUAUGCCGUUUGUCAUCCACCAACUUCUGCAGGAGCAAGGCUGGGUUUUUGGAGACUUUCUGUGUUGGGCUGCGACCACCAUCGACCUCAGCAACCAGUUCAGUAGCGUGGGCAUUGUCACUCUGCUGUGUGUAGACAGGUACGUGGCAGUUGUGUACUCGUCCACCAUCGGCCAGAAACGGACCCUGCGGUGCACAACUCUGAUCAACGCUGGUGUGUGGGCUGGGAGCUUAAUUCUGGCCACCCCUGCGAUGCUCUAUGCCCGGGUGCACUGGGACAACAAGACUGAGAUCUGCCUCCUUGACUUACCAGGUCCCCACAGUGUAUACUGGUAUACCCUCUACCAGUCACUGCUGGCUUUCCUGUUCCCCUUGGUGGUGAUCACUGUACUGUAUUCAUUGACUCUGCAGCACCUCUUCCGUGCCAUGCGCCGGGUGCGUCGGAACCCAUCCGCCCGCAGCCGGAAGGUGACCCACAUGGCCCUCACGAUCAUGGCUGCCUUCUUUGUCUGCUGGACUCCGUAUCAUGUGCUGCAGUUGGUCAACCUCCAUGCCACACCCUCUGCCACCCUUUUCUACCUGUACCAGGCUACCAUUUGCCUCAGCUACGCCCACAGCUGUGUCAGCCCCAUCCUUGUCAUUUUCUGCACCGAGUUCUUCCGCGAGAGGAUGACCCAGUCCAGGUAUUGCAGAUUCUUCACCAGGUGGAGGGCAGUACGAGAAAGCCAUUCCUUAUCUAUACCAGAAAUGACAGCUACAAUGUACAGUCCAGAAGCAAGCCAUGCUGCGUCUCCAUGCAUCGCCUGCCCUCCAUUUGCAGUAGAGAUGCCUUUGGCUUCUGUAACUGAGACCACCAGAUUCAAUGUAGUCAUCAAUGGACACGAGGAACCUAGUGGGUUUUGAGGACCCUCUUUGAUUUGGUUUAUGGUAGAUCUCCGUUUGAAACAUUGGCACACCCUGAAGUUCUGGAAGAGGAUUAAGGUGGUGAUGAGGGAGAGAUGCAGACCGGAACCCGCCUGGUGCUGGAGCACUGUUGUAAGACCAUGGCACCAAGUGGGAAAACUGUUAGUGACGACUAAUAAGACAAGGGACAUUGAGCGAAUUAAAUGAAACAAUUAUUCACUUUGUCUGGAAGUCAAUGCGCCUGUUCUGUUUCAGUCUACAAGAACAAAUUAAUUGUCCUGUAAA